Molecule: messenger RNA, 1011 nt
Organism: Symbiodinium sp. CCMP2456
Lineage: Eukaryota; Dinophyceae; Suessiales; Symbiodiniaceae
Source: the annotation of a GenBank genome assembly
AUGGCCAAAGAGGAGCCGCACGAGCCGGCAGCGCCGAUCGAAAAUCAGAAGCGCCCGGACAUCUCCCCUCGAUCUUUCCAGUCGCGAUUAGCAGAGUGGAGCGAGCAAUGUCUUAGAUUUCAAUCCUCUGGCGAGACGUGGGUACCCACGAAGCCCUGCUGUCCGGCGAGCCCCUUUCUGGGGUUAGAAGCUUGUCUCUGGCAAGGCUGCAAGAAGCACGAGCCGACGGCAUGUGUACAACUCCUGAGCAUGGAGGAGUUGCUUGAGUUGUAUGACUUCUUCCGCGAGAAUCCCUCUUUUGAAGACCAACCGGAGGCCGCUUCUGGAUCUGAGCCACAGCUCGACGUGCGCCCCUGGAUGCGAGACCUCCCCGCUCCAGUUUGGGCCGAAGGCUUUCGACUCGAGAAAGGCAUGCUGAAGCUCUCGGCAACCUCAUGCGCAGUGGUCGAACCACGACCGGGCGGCCAGGCUCCAAAAAGGCAAAGGGCUGGGCGCUGGCACGUGCAGCCCAGGGACACAGCCAGCAAGAAGAGAGGCGAGGAAGCCGAGGCCCAGAAGCUCAAGCGGAAGCCGGUCACUCCCAGAGCCAAAGCCCAGGAGCUGGCCAAGGAGUCGAAGCGGAAGAAAGCUCCCCUCUCCGCCGUGAGAGGCGUUGAUUUCAUCCGCAGAGACAGUAUCUGGCGUGUGUACAUGUACAACCCCUCCACCCAGAAACAGGUUUAUGGGGGCUCUUUCAAGGUCCAGCGGGAAGCCGAGGCCAAGGCCCGAAAACUGGCCAAAGAGCUGGGGCUGCGAACCACGCGGAAGCUCGGGGGGAUCCUCUGCAGCAUCCUCUGGCACCGCGGAGGCUGGAGAGUCCGGUUCAGGAUAUCCGGAAGUAAAAAGCAAAUAGAGAAGACUUUCAAACCCGCUGAUUUAUCAACCGAUGAGGUGGAGAAGGCCCGGAAGAAGGCAGUGGCCUGGCGCAGGCAGCAAGAGAAGCAGCAGCUUAAGCAAGCCAGCAAGCGCUGA